GGGCAGCAUUGGCGUGUCGGCUCCGGAGUCGGAUGAGGAAGAGGAGGGAGGCGCUGCAGUCACCUCUGGCCCUGCUGCUGCUGCUGGCGCGGGGCCUAGCAAGCCAGCAGCUGCUGCCCCUGUUCCUACCGCUGAUGCCCCUACCGCCGCUGCUGCUGCUCCCACUACCAGCGACACUACCCGUAGUGGCGACGGCAGUGAUGUGGAGGUGGUGGUGGAGCGAACACUGGAUGAUGUGUUGGCGGAGCGUCGUCGCCUGGCACUGCUAGCAGGCGACCUCAUCGACCUGGUAGAUGGAGGCGGAG
Molecule: messenger RNA, 305 nt
Organism: Astrephomene gubernaculifera
Lineage: Eukaryota; Viridiplantae; Chlorophyta; Chlorophyceae; Chlamydomonadales; Astrephomenaceae
Source: the annotation of a GenBank genome assembly